AGCUCCAUUUUCAGUUCACCAACAGGAAGCUAAACAAUAUACGAUGUGGAAGCUAAAGUUUGGUGAGGGGGCAAGCAACCCACUGCUCCGCUCCAGCAACGGCUUCCUCGGCCGGGAGACGUGGGAGUUCGACCCCAACGGCGGCUCGCCGGAGGAGCACGCCGUGGUCGAGAGGCUCCGCCGCGACUUCACCCGCAACCGCUUCACACAGAGGGAGUGCAGCGACCUCCUGAUGAGGAUGCAGUUUGCAAAAGAGAACCAAGUUUACAGUAAACAUGAAGUAAGCAAUCUUAAAGACAGUUCAGAAGUCACAGAAGAAGUUCUAUUAACGUCUUUAAGACGUGUUCUUGAUCAAUAUUCCUCUUUGCAAGCACCAGAUGGGUAUUGGCCUGGUGGUUACAGCGGGAUUUUGUUCAUUCUGCCGCUCAUGAUAUUUGCCUUACAUGUGACUAAGUCACUAAACGAUGUCUUAUCAUCUGAGCAUAUACGUGAGAUAUGCCGCUACAUCUACAACAUUCAGAAUGAAGAUGGGGGUUGGAGUACACAUACUUUAGGCCCAAGCUCCAUGUUUGGCUCAUGUGUUAACUAUGCUACCUUAAGGCUCUUAGGGGAGGUACUGGAUGAACACAAUGAUGGAUUAUCAAAAGGGCGUGCCUGGAUUCUGUCUCAUGGCAGUGCAACUGUAGCACCACAAUGGGCAAAGAUAUAUCUCUCGGUAAUUGGUGUUUACGAUUGGUCAGGGAACAAUCCAAUUAUUCCAGAACUAUGGUUGCUUCCACAUUUUCUUCCCAUUCAUCCAGGAAGAUUUUGGUGCUUUUGCCGGAUGGUUUAUAUGCCAAUGUCUUAUAUAUAUGCAAAAAGAUUUAUUGGGCCAAUAACUCCAACUAUACUGGCACUAAGAGAAGAGCUCUAUGAUGUACCAUACAACAAGAUCAAUUGGAACAAUGCUCGCAUUUCUUGUUGCAAGGACGACAUUAUUUAUCCUCCUUCGUGGUUCCAAAACAUUGCUAUGGCUUCUUUACAUAAAUUUAUGGAACCACUAUUUAAUAUGUGGCCAAUGAACAAGCUAAGAAAAAGAGCUUUGACCAACCUCAUGGAUCAUAUUCACUAUGAAGAUGAAAACAGCAAUUAUGUGGGUUUAUGCCCAAUUAACAAGGUAUUAAAUAUGAUUUGCUGCUGGAUAGAAAAUCCGAACUCCAAUGCAUUCAGACGACACGUUCCAAGGAUUCAUGAUUUCCUAUGGCUUGCAGAAGAUGGAAUGAAGUCAAAGGUGUACGUUGGUAGCCGGUGCUGGGAUACUGCCCUUAUAGUUCAGGCCUACUGCUCAACCGGCCUUACCCAAGAAUUUAGUGAAACUAUCAAGAAAGCUCAUGAUUUUAUAAAGAAUGCGCAGGUAACCAAGAAUUGUCCUAAUUACAAAAGAUAUUACCGUGAAAGGUCAAAAGGUUCAUGGACAUUAUCAAAUGGAGAAAAUGGAUGGCCUAUUGCGGAUACUCUUGCCGAAUGCCUUAAGGCGGUGUUGUUGUUAUCAAAGAUUCCACCAACCCAAGUAGGAGAUCCAAUUCAAGAACAAAGGUUGUAUGAUGCUAUUGACUGCCUACUUUCAUAUGUGAACAAGGAUGGCACUUUGUCCUCUGCAGAAUCUAAGAGAACAACUCCAUGGGUGGAGUUCAUCAACCCUUCCGAGAGUUUCCGGAACAUAAUUGUGGAUUACCCGUACGUGGAAUGCACAUCAUCACUAAUUCAAGCCUUGAUACUGUUUAAAGGCGUUCAUCCUGGAUACCGCCGUGAAGAGAUAGAUAGAAUUAUCAAAAAUGGUGUGUUGUUCAUCGAGAAAAAACAAAAAAAUGAUGGAUCGUGGUAUGGAUCUUGGGCUGUCUGUUUUACUUAUGCUACCUUCUUUGCUAUAAAAGGACUGGUUGCGGCAGGAAGAACAUUCCAAAACAGUUUGUCUAUUAGGAAGGCAUGCAACUUCUUGCUGUCAAAGCAGCUAAGUACUGGUGGAUGGGGAGAGGAUUACCUCGGUUGUCAAGUUGAGGAGUAUAUUGACAGUGGGAGGCCUCAUGUAGUUCACACUGCGUGGGGAAUGUUGGGCUUAAUAUAUGCUGGACAGGUUGAAUUAGAUCCAGCACCAUUAUACCGUGCGGCCAAAGAAUUAAUCAACAUGCAGCUGGAGACAGGAGAAUUUCCACAACAAGAAAUUCUUGGGAGCUUCAAUUCCUCCCUCUUCUUCAAUUACACAAACUACAGGAACUUGUUCCCAAUCUGGGCCCUAGGAGAGUUUCACCGCCGACUUCUAGCAAAAAGGGCUUAAAGGAAUCCCUCAUUACCUACAUAUAUUGUACUUCAUCUAAAAAUAAUCAGACAUGUAUUGUAAUAAACGUAUCCACCAUAGCUCAAAAGAUCUUGCUAUCGACUAUCCAAGUUGAAUAUUCAAUUUUUAUUUUUUGGAGUAAGCAGGAGAACUGCAUGUCAUUGCAUUGUGAAGAAGAAAAAAAAUAUUUACAAUAGAUUUUAAAAUGCUGAAAAUUAUGACAAGUAA
This is a messenger RNA of Oryza sativa Japonica Group (Japanese rice), 2542 nucleotides long. Its product is annotated as achilleol B synthase-like. NCBI's taxonomy places the organism in Eukaryota, Viridiplantae, Streptophyta, Magnoliopsida, Poales, Poaceae. The record is from RefSeq and is a predicted model, not a curated record. Gene Ontology annotation, cellular component: lipid droplet. Gene Ontology annotation, molecular function: intramolecular transferase activity. Gene Ontology annotation, biological process: triterpenoid biosynthetic process.